This is a messenger RNA of Rotaria socialis, 1236 nucleotides long. NCBI's taxonomy places the organism in Eukaryota, Metazoa, Rotifera, Eurotatoria, Philodinida, Philodinidae. The record is from the annotation of a GenBank genome assembly.
AUGACAUUAUAUGGUCGUUUGCUUUAUGCAUGGUUACCAUUGCUGGUAUUCUUGUUACAAGCAUUUCACGGUGGAUUUGCACACAGCUACUACGAUGACGACAACAAUGGCGGAUAUGAUCCAAAUGCUCUUUGUUCAGAAGACCCAAUUACAUCUGCAAUGGUAUGCACCUGUAAUGCUGGUUAUACUAACACUGGUAGCGCCGACAACGUUGUCUGCACAGAUAUGCAAUCGGCAUCGGAAGAUAUACCCACAGAUACGGUAUCGGCAUCGGAAGAGAUACGCACAGAUACAGGAUCGGCAUCAGGAGAUAUACGCACAGUUAAUAUUCCUGCUAAUGCUAACUGGGCACAGAAUGGAGUGACUAUCGCUGGAGGUCACGGGAAUGGGGGUACCACUAAUCAACUCAACUACCCUUAUAAUGUCUUCGUUGAUGAUGAUCAAACAGUGGUUAUUGCUGAUCCCGGGAAUAAUCGUAUCAUGCAAUGGAAGAAUGGUGAUACAGCGAAUGGACAACUUGUUGCUGGUGGCAGCGCCGCAGGAAAUGGAUUGAAUCAAUUGAAUAGUCCAAGAGAUGUAUUAAUUGACAAAAAGACGGAUAGUCUCAUUAUUUGUGAUUAUGGGAAUCAACGAGUUGUACGAUGGUCUCGUCGUAGUGGUACAACACAAGGUGAUAUACUCAUAAAAGACAUCCACUGUUGGGGAUUAGCAAUGGAUGAGAAGAGAUAUCUCUACGUCUCUGACUGGAAAAUGGAUGAAGUAAGACGAUAUCAAUUAGGCGAGAACAUUGGCACUCUCGUAGCUGGUGGUAAUGGAAAAGGUGGUGGACUCAAUCAACUCAACGAACCGCAUUAUCCCUUUGUCGGUCGAGAUCAUUCAGUGUACGUGUCAGACUACAACAAUCAACGUGUAAUGAAAUGGAAUAAAGGUGCAAAAGAAGGUAUUGUAGUUGCUGGAGGACAAGGUGGAGGGAGUGCUCUUACACAAUUGAGUCUUCCCUAUGGAAUCUUCGUUGAUACGUUGGGUACACUCUAUACAGCAGACUGCUACAAUAAUCGUGUAAUGCGUUGGACUCUAGGAGAAAAUAAACAAGGCACUGUAAUUGUAGGUGGAAAUGGCUAUGGAGCAGGAGCAAAUCAGCUCGGCAUCCCCACUGGUUUGUCUUUCGAUCGACGUGGUAAUCUCUAUGUCGUCGAUAAUAAUAAUAAUCGUGUUCAACGAUUUUCUAUCGAAUAA